Molecule: messenger RNA, 555 nt
Organism: Penicillium alfredii
Lineage: Eukaryota; Fungi; Ascomycota; Eurotiomycetes; Eurotiales; Aspergillaceae
Exons: 3
Coding region: 1-555 (184 amino acids)
Molecular function (GO): protein binding
Source: RefSeq, a predicted model, not a curated record
AUGGAUCUCCCCAGCUUCGCAGCCCCUCCAGCCAGCAACCACGUCAGACUCGGGCUGAUGGAUCUACCGGCAGAGCUCCACAUGCACAUCGCAUCAUUUCUGCCAUAUCCCGACGCCCUGGCCUUCAAGCACAGCAGCCGCCAUUUCUACUGUAUGGUGUAUACAGGCGUGCACCUCAAAGUAAACUGGUUCGUCGAGCGCUUCGAGCGCAAACUCGAGUGCCCCAUGGAGAAAUGCUCUUUCAGAACAGACGAGGCCUUUUGCAACGGGCGUAUUCGUCGGAUUAUGGAGCGCCGCCGUUGGCAUCUGGAGUGUCGGUGCACGAGGGGAGGCUGCUGGGUUGUCGAGGGCCAGACGUGCCGGACGGAUCUGGUGCCGACUUGGUUGAAGAGCCAGAGUCGACAGAAAGCUGUCCAGGCUUUUUCUGGUUGGGGGUGGGAAGUUCUUCUUGUCGCUCUCUUAUCGGUGUUGUUGAAUGUGCUAUGGGCCGGGGUGCAGAGCGGAUUCCGGUAUCCUGAUAUCACGACCAAGCGUUGUUGCUUGCUUGUAUAUUGA